GAUAGAUUGCACGGGUAGGUUGCCAAUCAAAUCCUGCUGAUGACCAUCACCGACCCGGGCACCCAACUGAAAGUGACGAGUGAAAUGGCAUGACGGAACGGCAGUCCAGAUCAAUUAUUUCCAAGCCGAAAACUAGCAGUCCGACCCGCUCCUGCCAUCUUCCCGUUACCGCGCAAACAUGCCGACAUGAAAUGCAUCGCGAGGCCACUGCGGUUGCCUAACUGCCCUAGGGCCUUUUUCCAACUGCGCGUGUCUUCGGCGCGAAGCCUCUCGUCGAGUGCCCGCCACCACUAUCCGCAACACCAGCAACACGAUGAUCGCCAGGGCGUCAAGGACGAAGUCCCGUGGCUCGCCAAGCAGCCUCUGCACCCGCUGAGUUUAGCCGACCUGGUCAGACAUGGCCGCCCACCCCUCUCCGCAGAGGCGCUCCUGUCGUCGGCGCGCUUCACGCUGUCGCUGCUUCCGAUCCGGCUAGCACACCGGAUCCAGGCGCUCCGCAACCUUCCGUACAUUGUCGUGUCCAACCCCAACAUCAGCAAGAUCUACAACAACUACCAGCACUCGCUGUCGACGCUGCUCCCGUGGCAGGGCCGAACCAUCAGCAACCUCGACGACGAGAUCCGCUUCACCGAAGUGCUGGCCGAGCUGGUGCACACGCACACGGACACGAUCCCCAUCCUGGCCCGCGGCUUCCUCGAGUGCCGCAAGUACAUCUCGGCCGCUGAAGUGACGCGCUUCCUCGACGAGCACCUGCGCGCCCGCAUCGGCACCCGCCUCGUCGCCGAGCAGCACAUCGCCCUGCACUUCAGCAGCACCCCGCACUUCGACCCGGGCGCCAGCCCCACCCCCUGUCCCGAGCACCCCAACUACAUCGGCGUCAUCGACACGGCCCUGCGCCCCGCCGCCACCGUCGACAGCUGCGGCGGCUUCGUCGCCGACAUCUGCGAGCUCAACUAUGGCGUGCGCCCCCAGUGGGUCGUCGACGGCGAGCCCGACACCACCUUCGCCUUCGUGCCUAUGCACCUCGAGUACAUCGUCACGGAGCUGCUCAAGAACGCCUUCCGCGCCACCGUCGAGAACGGCAUGAACCGCGAGCCCAUCGUCAUCACCAUCGCCCCGGAGCCCCCGAACAUGUCGCCGCAGAAGCGGGAGACGGUCCGCCUCGACCCGCCCACGGAGCCGCGCGGCGCCUUCAGUCACGACGCCAUCGCCCCGCUCGACGACAGCGCGCCAGGCGUGACGAUCCGCAUCCGCGACCGCGGCGGCGGCAUUAGUCCCGACGUGCUGCCGCACAUCUGGGGGUACUCGUUCACGACGUUUGGCGACGACGCUGCCGACGACGUGCCGGGCGCCUGGAACGACGACGCUCUGAGCGUCAUCUCGGCCGCUAGCGGGAGCGGCAGCGGCGCGACUAGCGGCAGCAGCGGCGUGGGCAGCAGCUCCAUCGCCGGCCUCGGGUACGGCCUGCCUCUGAGUAGGGCUUAUGCGGAGUACUUUGGGGGCGGCAUCGCUGUGCAGAGCCUGUAUGGCUGGGGCACCGACGUGUACUUGAGGCUCAAGGGCGUGGGGAAGAUUGAGUAAUUGUUGUGUAGCCAGGCUAUUUUGUUAGACAGCUAUGAUAUGAAAAGUAGAUAGUCGACUUUCCGUUAGGUUAGCUCUAGACGACAAACAGUAAAGCCACCGGGAAAAAAAGGGGGGCUAUGCAGUUUGUAAAUCUACUUCCAUCUGCUCUCA
Lasiosphaeria miniovina is the source of this 1734-nucleotide messenger RNA. Its product is annotated as branched-chain alpha-ketoacid dehydrogenase. The transcript is spliced from 2 exons. Gene Ontology annotation, molecular function: pyruvate dehydrogenase (acetyl-transferring) kinase activity. Lineage: Eukaryota; Fungi; Ascomycota; Sordariomycetes; Sordariales; Lasiosphaeriaceae. The record is from RefSeq and is a predicted model, not a curated record. Gene Ontology annotation, cellular component: mitochondrion. Gene Ontology annotation, biological process: regulation of glucose metabolic process; protein phosphorylation. Bases 187 to 1581 code for a protein of 464 amino acids.